Epinephelus moara (kelp grouper) is the source of this 2898-nucleotide messenger RNA. Its product is annotated as nuclear factor 7, brain-like. The transcript is spliced from 2 exons. NCBI's taxonomy places the organism in Eukaryota, Metazoa, Chordata, Actinopteri, Perciformes, Serranidae. The coding region runs from base 134 to 1513 and encodes 459 amino acids. The record is from RefSeq and is a predicted model, not a curated record. Gene Ontology annotation, molecular function: zinc ion binding; protein binding.
AAAAAACAUACGGCCAUAUUCAUCUUCAGACCAAACUAACAACUUCCUCUGAGUGAGUUAAGCUACAGGAGAGAAAAGUGGAAACCUACAACCUGCUGACACUCCACACACUGAAUCUUCACUCAGAGACGAAAUGGCUUCCAGGUCAGAGGAGAAUCUCUGCUGUUCGGUCUGCCGUGAUAUCUUUAGGGAUCCUGUUGUUCUGACAUGUAGCCACAGCUUCUGUAAAGACUGUCUGAGGGGCUGCUGGAGAGAGAAACCAACACAUGAGUGUCCACUUUGUAAGAGAAGAUCUUCAAGGGAUGAACCGCCUUCAAAUCUAGUGUUAAAGAACCUGUGUGAGGAGUUCUUACAGGAGAGAGCUUCAGAGCGUCUCUGCAGUCUGCACUCUGAGAAACUCAAACUCUUCUGUCUGGACCAUCAGGAACCAGUGUGUCACAUCUGCAGGGAUUCCGAAAAACACACUAACCACAGAUUCAGACCCAUAGAUGAGGCUGCACAACAGCACAAGAAGAAACUUAAGGAAACUUUGGAGCCCUUAAAGGAGAAGUUAAAGGUUUUUGAACAAGUUAAAGUGAAGUUUGAUCAAACAGCAAAUCACAUUAAGGUCCAGGCCCGACACACAGAGGGACAGAUUAAGGAGCAAUUUAAGAAGCUUCACCAGUUUCUAGAAGAGGAAGAGGAGGCCAGGAUGGCUGCACUGAGGGAGGAAGAGGAGCAGAACUGUCAGUCAAUGAAGGAAAAGUUGGAGGCUCUGUGCAGAGAGAUAGCUGCUCUUGCAGAAACAGUCAGAGCAGCAGAGGAGGAGCUGAGAGCUGAAGAUGUCUCAUUCCUGCAGAACUACAAGGCUGCAGUGGAACGAGUCCAGCAGCACCCCCUGCCAGAUGAUCCAGAGCUGCACUCAGGAGCUCUGAUAAAUGAGGCCAAGCACCUGGGCAACCUGACCUUCAACAUCUGGAACAAGAUGAAGGAGAUGGUCUCUUACACUCCUGUGAUUCUGGACUCAAACACUGCACAUCCAGAGCUCAUCCUGUCUGAAGAUCUGACCAGUGCGAGACUAGGAGAGAAGCAGCAGCUUCCUGAUAAUCCAGAGAGGAUUGCUGAGUACUCCUCUGUCCUGGGCUCUGAGGGCUUUAACUCAGGGACUCACAGCUGGGAAGUCAAAGUUGGAGACAUUACAUUCUGGUCACUGGGCCUGUUUGCAGAGUCUGCCAAGAGGAAGGGAGAAAUAUGGUCUGGAUUAUGGAGAAUAAUGUUCUACAAAGGUAUAUACACGGCACGCUCAAUACCAGAUCCACCCACUGUUCUCAAACUGCAGAAGAAGCUCCAGUGGAUCAGUGUGAAUCUGGACUGGGACAGAGGGAAGCUGUCAUUCUCUGACCCUGAUACAAACACACACAUACACACCUUCACACACACUUUCACUGAGAGGAUGUUUCCAUUUAUUAACAGUGUGGAUGAAGUGAAGAUAUUACCACAGAGGGUCUGUGUGACGGUGGGACAGAGAAGUUAGAGAUAAAGAGGAUGAUCAUAUUUAUGAGGUUAAUUUCUUUUAAAGGGAAAAGUCGAUGAAUUAACCUGUUAAUCUGCACCUGUCCUCCUGCUGUCUCGUUUUUCUAAAGAUAUGUUUGUUUUUGUUUUAUUUAUUUUUAUUUUAUUUUGUUGUUAGUUUGACAGUUUGCUUUUUGUUUCCAUUGAUGACCUUUUUAUUUGUAAAAUUAUUCCACUUUGUUUGAGAUCUUUUGGUUUCUGUAGUAUUUCCUUUCUUUAUCAGUGCCGUUUCAUUUGAAAUUGUUCAUUUUUGAUUAUUUUGACUUGUCUGUGUCGAGCUACAAAGACCGACAACCACUUUGUAGAGGCUGAUGGGAUCCAAAUAAGGAAAAAAAAAAAAGAAUCAGUUUAUCAAUAAUUUGUCAAAAGGCAGCAUGGUGGUGCAGUGGUUAGCACUGUCGCCUCACAGCAAGAGGGUCCUUGGUACGAACCCAGGCUUCUGUGCGGAGUUUGCAUGUUCUCCCCAUGUCAGCGUGGGUACUCCAGCUUCCUCCCACAGUCCAAAGACAUGCAGGUCGGUGACUCUAAAUUGGCCGUAGGGGUGCCUGUGAGCAUGAAUGAUCAUCUGUCUCUAUCUGGCGACCUGUCCAGGGUGUACCCAGCCUCUCACCCAAUGUCAGCUGGGAUAGGCUCCAGCCCCCCCGUGGAUGGACAUAAUCAGGGAAAUCUUUCUAAUGGAAAAGAUGACUUUUUCUCUGAGGUGUGGAGGAGCAAUAUUCUUCAGCAAAUGGGAGAAGUGGACUGUAUUCUUUUCCAAAGCAAUGGACGCAGCCUCACGAUGAAUGUCUGGAUAAUGAAAGAACACUUAGCAUGUGGACUUAUGAACACUCAACCCGUGUGGCCCCACACAGUGUUUAUGUUGUUAUGGUUUGUCUAAACAUUUAAAAAUACUUUAGAUAAAGAGUUAUGAAAAAUAUAUUCCAAACCUUACAAUCAAAGUUUAAUAAAAUGAAAUGUUUACGUUUUAUACAAUGAAUACAUAUGAAGUUAUCCAAAACAUAUGUACAGUUUUGUAUUUGAUGAAGAGAAGAUGAUCUUGUCUGUGAAAGUGUUUCAUUCAGUUUCCAUCUCUUGAAUCUGCUGUUUUGGGGUUUUUUUUGGGUUUUUUUAAAAAACACUUUAUUGUGAUAGUGUGAAAAGGGCAAGAUGAGGGUGAGCUGCAGCCAAGGGCCCUGGGACAGACUUGGACCUAGGCCAUCGCCGUGAGAAUGGUACACAAUCUGCCUGGUGAGUGAGUGAGGCACCUCUGCUGUCAUUUAGUCAGACAACUUUUAAGGCAGUCAUCUUUGCUUUCAGGUGGAUGUCUCAGUUUUGGUUUAGACUUCAUGUCAUGUCGCUGAUUUCAAA